Branchiostoma floridae (Florida lancelet) is the source of this 2894-nucleotide messenger RNA. Its product is annotated as protein D2-like. The record is from RefSeq and is a predicted model, not a curated record. NCBI's taxonomy places the organism in Eukaryota, Metazoa, Chordata, Leptocardii, Amphioxiformes, Branchiostomatidae. Bases 189 to 848 code for a protein of 219 amino acids. The transcript has 7 exons.
AUCUCUGGUGCGGUGCUGGGAGUGUUGCCCGCCCGCCCAGUGAAUUAGCGCGUGCCGGGGAAUUGUUACGGGGUAGGACGACAAUCAGGAAAGCUGCAAAGAUAAUCUCAGCGCGCUGUCAGAAAAAGCCACUGCUUUGUAGUCAAACUGGUGGCAGUAAAAACACCCCUAAAGUCGGCCCGUGAAGAAUGGUUACCAGGUUUGUGGCAGGGAGCCAGGGCAGUUUUGGCAGGUUGAUGGGAAAUUCAGGCUCAAAGCCUGGGGCCAGAAGCCCAGUGGAGCUGACUGGAAACAUGGCUGCUGAUGCCUUCCUAAAGAAUGGGAUAGUUCCUGACAUUGUGGACAAUCCCCCAACAGAGACAGCAGCUGUGACAUAUGAAGGCAACACCAUUAUUGUUGACUUUGGAAAUGAGCUGACCCCAACUCAGGUGAAGAGCCCUCCCCAAGUGACCUGGGCAGCAGAGGAAGGUUAUCUUUACACUCUCAUCAUGACAGACCCAGAUGCUCCCAAUCGGUCCAACCCCAAGUUUCGGGAGUGGCAUCACUGGCUUAUAGUCAAUAUCCCAGGGAACGACCUUGGUCGGGGAGAGGUUCUCACGGACUACAUCGGCGCUGCCCCUCCCAAAGAGUCGGGACUCCACCGCUACGUCUUCCUGGUGUAUCAGCAGCGGGGGAAACUGACGUGUAACGAGAGCAGACUGCCUAACGAUUCCACAGCAAACAGGGGCAAGUUCAAGACCAAAGUGUUUGCUACCAAGUACAAGCUGGGCAACCCUGUAGCUGGCAACUUUUUCCAAGCUCAAUGGGACGACUGGGUUCCCCAGCUUUAUGCAGGCAUGAAAAAAUAAGCAAGUUUGCACUAUGCACAUGAGGACUGAAAUGCACCCGUGGUGAUUUCAAGCUGCAGCAUGGUCUUGGCUUAGAGCUUGAUUUGGCUUCCUGUAGAUAAAAUUGUGAGUCACAGUCUGGACACAAUGUUACCUUGACAAGUCAUAGAUGAGUUUUUAUUAUUCAUGUAUGUACAUACUGUACUAUAGAACUUAAUGAUGCAUGCAUUUGAUAAGUGCCCAGUAUAAUAAGGCCUCUUGUGACCAUUUGGGUAAUCUCCAAGCAGAUUUACCAGUGGCAUAAGAUAGCAUCAAAGAUAGAUCAACAGCCCACCAAGCAGUGUCUAUUAGGCAUUGUUGGCUAAUAAACACUUGUUGGCUGGCUAAUGAUACUUUCUAAUACCACCAGUAAAGUUGCUUGGAGAUGUCUUUUUGGGUGUAGGGGGCUCUGGAUAGACUCUUAGUUCCUUCUACCCCUUACCUAUUAACAACAUAUGAUGUACAAAUUUUCUUUGUUUAUUUUACAUAAAGAUCUGUUAAUACACAAAAUGAUCUUACCGUACACCAAUUUGUUUGGUUAAACUGUUGAAUUCUACCAUCUCUUGCUGUUAAGAUUUUUGCCGGUGCGUAGCACCGGCUAUGUAUGAGACGGGAGAAGCGGUUGUAUGGAUGCAUGGAUCGGUCACUUUAACGAAAUAGCCCUUCUAUACGUGCAAUUGCGUAAUCGAGCCAGCGUGGCCGAGCGGUCUACAGCACGGUACCUAUCUUCCGUAGAUUGUAGGUUCGAACCCCACUUGCUAAAUUUUUUUUUCUUUGUUAGACAAAUCUCAUGUAGUGGUUUUUUAAUAGAAGAAAGACCAAUUCAGUAAUUCGAUGUUUAAAAGCUCUUUUUUCGUGUGAUUUUGUUUAACAUCCAGGCUUUUUCCAAAAUACGCACCGGCCAGCUUUUUUCAGAAGCUUUCUUGUUUAUCAGAAUUUGAGCCAUAUCUUAACCAAGGGGCCAAAGGCAUUCCAGAUACUUUGUUUUUCAUGUUUUGUUAGCGUUAAAUGUCCGUACAAAUUUUAAGUUAAUGUUGAUAUCGUAAAAGCACUGGAGCUGAAUCCUUGAGCAUACCACAUACCAAGGGCAUCAAUCGGUACUUAUCAAUCAUGUCGACAUAUGGUAUUUUAUUGUGAUAUCUUAAUAGGAUAUGUGGAUUACACUUUCAGAAAAAGCUCUCUAUUGUACGUUCUGAAAUAUGCAUAUACUUUUUUUUUAUUCCACAACUUAAGAAAAGGCAAAAGUUGCAUGUUGUUUUAUGUUCUUUAUUUGUCAGUAGACUAUAUUAAGAGCCUCAGCAGUUUUUAACAUGCAUUGCUUACAGUAAGUUACACAGACAUGCAAAAUUGUAGCUUUGCUAAAUGAUAUUCAGCUUGAAUGUAGACAAAUGCAGCAAGCCAUGACAGACAGGAAAUUUCAUCAUAUCUUGAACAUUUUAAUGUAAGAAAUGUUGCUAUUGUUCAGUAUACAUUUUGUAAGUAUUGUUAUGUGUUGCCACUCUCUUGUGUGUACCUUUAACACUAAUACAUAGUGUCAUGUCAUUUUCUUACUAGUUACUGAACACAUGCACAGUAUAUCCCAUAGGUUAACCAGAAACCAGACUUGAGAUGGAAGAGCUGCUAGAUUAGCAAAACCUUGGUGUAAUUACAUGUAAAGUUAUUGUCCAACUUUAUGCCUUUGUCUAGUCCAUGUACAUGUAUAUGGUUAUGAAUUCAUUAGACCUGACAAAUGGGGACGUUUAUCAACUUAUUUGUAAGAAGAAGAAAAUUAAAGUUUAUUGCACAACAGUUGUGUCAAAUGCAAUAUAUGGCAAGUAUGUGGGGAUGACACAAAGUUCAGGCCCACAAGCUACAUGUGCUACUGGUUUAGCCAUUUAUAUAAAGCAAGGCAUUUGAUUGUGAGCACCAUCUUAGCUCGAAGGCGGCAAUGUCAAAAUGAUGAGAAAAACUAGCUUUCUACCUUCAACAACAACAUUGUUAUAAGUGAAACGUUACACUGGUUUUGAAAUUAAACACAGCUGUUCUCAA